Molecule: messenger RNA, 3007 nt
Organism: Panicum hallii
Lineage: Eukaryota; Viridiplantae; Streptophyta; Magnoliopsida; Poales; Poaceae
Product: pentatricopeptide repeat-containing protein At3g62890-like
Exons: 3
Coding region: 72-1982 (636 amino acids)
Biological process (GO): RNA modification
Molecular function (GO): RNA binding; protein binding; zinc ion binding
Source: RefSeq, a predicted model, not a curated record
GGGAACGACUUCCCACCCGGCCCGAUUCAUGGGCAUUCGGUGGCUGGCGCCGUCGCCGGCUCGCCGCCUCCAUGCAGCUCGAAACGCCGCCGCCUCCGGCCGCCCGGCGCGCCCCAACUUUCCAGGCCAACCCCGCCGCCGACGCGAGGCAGCUCCUGGGUGCGCUCCUGCCGCCGCGCCCCGCGCUCCGCCACGUCCUGCAGGCGCACGCCCGCCUCGCCGUCCUCGGCCUCGCCACCGCGCGCGCCCUCCCGCAGCUCCUCGCCGCCCUCCCGCGCCUCCCGCCCGGCGGCUCCGACGCCUCCUACUCCUACCCGCUCUCCCUCUUCCGUGGCUCCAGCUCCACCUCCGCCUUCGCGUCCAACCACCUCCUCCGCGUGCUCCCGCACCCGCUCCCGCUCAGCCUCUUCCCGCGCCUCCCGCGCCGCAACCCCCACUCCUUCACCUUCCUCCUCGCCUCGCUCUCCAACUACCUUGACGCGGGCCACACCGUGGGCGCCUCCGCCUCCCACUUCCUGGGCUCCCACGUGCACGCGCUGGCCAUGAAGGCUGGCGCCGCGGACGACCUCUACGUGCGGAACGCGCUGAUCCACUUCUACGGCGUCUGCGGUGACGUGGCGGCGAUGAGGAGGGUGUUCGACGAGCUACCGCUCGUGCGGGACGUGGUGACGUGGAAUGCCGUCCUUGCUGGCUAUGUGCGAGCGGGCAUGGUGGGGUAUGCGCGAGAGGUGUUCGAUGCAAUGCCAGUGAGGGAUGAGGUUUCUUGGAGCACUGUGGUGGGUGGGUAUGUGAAGGAAGGGGAUCUGGAGGUGGCACUGGGAAUUUUCAGGAACAUGGUGGUGCAUGGGGUGAAGGCAAAUGAGGCAGCUAUAGUGACGGCACUGUCGGCAGCUGCACAGCUGGGGCUGCUUGAGCAAGGGAGGUUUGUGCAUGAGAUGGUCAAGAGAGCAGGAAUGCCAGUGAGCGUGAAUGUUGGCGCUGCACUGGUGGAUAUGUAUUCCAAGUGCGGAAGCAUAGCAGCAGCAAGGGAAGUUUUCGAUGCCAUGCCGAAGAGGGAUGUGUUUGCUUGGAACUCCAUGAUCUGCGGACUUGCUGCUCAUGGACUGGGGCAUGACGCAGUUGAGCUCUUUGAGAAGUUUGUCACUGAGGGGUUUUGCCCGACAAGCAUCACAUUUGUGGGGGUGCUGAAUGCCUGCAGCCGCACUGGGCUUGUUGAUAAAGGACGGCGGUAUUUCAGGCUGAUGUCACAGAAAUACGGUAUUGAGUCAGAGAUGGAGCAUUAUGGAUGCAUGGUUGAUCUUCUGAGCCGCGCUGGUCUUGUUCAGGAAGCCGUUGAAUUGAUCGAAGGGAUGCGCAUUGCACCUGACCCAGUUCUCUGGGGCACAAUACUAUCAGGCUGCAAGAGACAUGGCCUUGUGGAUUUGGGCAUAACUGUCGGUAAUAAGCUAAUUGAACUGGAGCCUGCUCAUGAUGGACACUAUGUCCUCCUUGCAAGUAUAUAUGCGACAGCAAAGAAAUGGGAUGAAGUCAGGAAGGUUAGGAAAUUAAUGUCUAAUCGUGGCACCAACAAGUCAGCUGGCUGGAGCAUGAUGGAGGCACAUGGAAUCGUGCACAGGUUUCUAGUUGGGGACAUGGAUCACAAGGAUUCUGUACAGAUAUAUAACAUGCUUGGCAUGAUUGACAGAAGGUUGGCUGAGGCAGGGUAUGUACCAGACGUGUCAUCAGUAUUGCAUGACAUCGGGCAUGAAGAGAAGGUUCAUGCCAUUAAGGUGCACAGCGAGCGACUCGCAAUUGCUUACGGGUUCAUUGUUGUUGAAGCUGGCAGCCCAAUCCGUAUUGUCAAGAACCUUAGUGUGUGUGGUGAUUGUCAUGAAUUCAGCAAGAUGGUGACAAAGGUUUUUAGCAGGGAAAUUAUUGUGAGGGAUGGUAGUAGGUUUCAUCAUAUGAAAGAUGGGAAGUGUUCUUGCCAUGAUUAUUGGUGAUUAAUCAUUCAAUCUGUUCUGGACUAUAACUGAUGUUAGGACCAGCUGCAGCCUCUGAAGAAAUGGGGGAAAUCAGCAAGUGGCUAAUGUUAGGAUCACAAGGAGAAGCUAGAUAUGAUCUAAUAUGUGGUAAAAAUAUACUUAGUGGAGCAAGAAGUUUUAUUGUAGUAGCUUACAGCUGACAGUUUAAGCAAGCAAGCUUAUGCUGUUCAGAAUUCUUCAUCGAGAGGCAUGAUCUGGUUCAAUAAUAAUUUCAAGCAGCUGAACACAAAUAUCAAGAAGCUGUGUUUUUGUAAGUGAAUUGAUGAUUUAAGAUUUAACAAUACCCCCCAUUUGGCAAAGGUUCGCAAUGUGCUUUAUCUUUUAUGGUAAUACUCAAGACAACGGUUCAAAAAUGUGUGAUGAAGUUGGGUCAUUUCUAUGGAUACAUCAAAGGAACAUCUUGAAAGCAGUGCGACUUUUACACAUAUUGAGGGUCUGAGUGUUUGACCAUCCACAGACCGCAUGUCAUCCUUGCAUAAAUUAUACUGCCACCUAGUGAUGAAGGAUAAGCAAGGGAAUAUUUGCUGGAAAGCAACGAUGAUUCUGAGAUAGGGCAGGUCGAUUUUGGCUGUGUAUCUGGUAUUCUUCUUGAUUCGCUGCUAGAGCAUGGAAGUGUUCUUGAAGAGAUUAUCACUGCUGGCAUUGCUCGAAAAGGCCUCAUAGGAGAAGCAGAGAAUUGCUGUUUGCAGCACCUUCAGCAGAAGCUGAGCAAGAAAUCAUCGACACAGACAAGUGUUCACUUUGACCAGCUGUGCUCUAUAUAUGAUGGAUCAACACAAGUGACAUAGAUUCUCACUUAUAUGGAUUUGAUAUUGGUUAUAAUCUUGAGGGAGCUGAGGUUUCCUGCCGGGCGAAAUGUUUGUUUUUUUCCCUUUCCUUUGAGAAAUUAUAUUUCUGUGUUUCUCCAGCAGCUCUUAAUUGGGUAGGUGCUUCUGAAUUUACCUAGGAACAAGGAAUGCAAACUAGCAUAGGCAAUAUCAAGA